AUGCCUCUGCUGCUCCCUCUUCUUCUAAGUCUUCUUGCCGUUCUGAUUGGAGGUCUGUACCUCCUCGGGGUGUUCAGACGGCGGCGUCCAGGAGAACCCCCUUUGGAUAGAGGACCCAUCCCCUGGCUGGGUCAUGCCUUCGAGUUUCGCAGGCACCCGGUGAAGUUCCUCGAAAGGAUGAAGCGGAAGCAUGGCGAGGUUUUCACGGUACAAGUGGCGGGCAUGUACAUCACGUUCCUCCUGGAUUCUCUGUCAUUCGGGGCGUUUAUUAAGGAGAGUCCGGAAAAACUGAACUUAAGCAAGUUUUCGGUGAAGGUGGCAAAGUGGAUCUUCGGUAUUGAAGCCUUGGGGGAUGAGAAUCAGUCGAGAGAGGUCCACAAACACCUGAGGGGGGCUGGGUUGGAGGCGUUGACUCACAACAUGAUGUCAAACUGGCAAAAUGUGAUAUUGCAGAACAUCCGUUCCUCUUCAGGCAAAAAGACGUGGACAGAAGACGACCUGUGUUUAUUCAGCUACAAGAUGAUUUUCCAGACUGGCUACUUGUCUCUUUUUGGCAACGUGGCACAGAAGUCUCAGGGAAGUCUUGAGAAAGCCAAACAGAGAGACUUAGCUGAAUCAGAAGCUUUAUUUACAGAAUUCCAAAAAUUCAACCAAAUCUUUCCCAAACUGAUCUUGGGACUCAUGAACCCAAGAAUCAAUAAAGAGGCCAAGAGGCUGAAAGAGUUCUUCUGGGACACUCUGUCAAUUCAGAAGACUAAGACCAGGGAAAAUAUGAGCCGCUGGGUGUUGGACAUUCAGCAGCACAACCAGGAAAUGGGUAUGAAGGAGUCCAUGAUUAACCGGCAUAUGCUCAUCCUUCUCUUUGCCUCCCAAGCAAACACAGGACUUGCAGCGUUCUGGCUUCUCUUCUUCCUCAUGAAGCACCCUGAAGCGAUGGACGCCGUGAAGGAGGAGGUGAAUAAUGUUCUGAAGGAAUCCGGACAGGAAGUGGUACACGAUGGCCCCUUGAUCAAUGUCACUUAUGACAUGCUGAUGAAAACGCCGGUCCUUGAUAGUGCCCUGGAAGAGACCCUUCGACUCAUCGUAGUCUUGUUCCUCUUCAGGUCAGUGCUCCAGGAAAUGACUCUCAAAACGGCCGACGGUUGUGAGUACAAUAUCCGCAAGGGCGACAGCAUGGCGGCCUUUCCUUACCUCGCCAUCCACACCAACCCAGAGAUUCACCCCGACCCGCAAUCAUUCAAAUACGACCGCUUUCUGAAUCCAGACGGGAGCAAGAAAACUAAUUUCUUCAAAUCAGGGAAGAAGGUGAAGUACUUCAGCAUGCCCUGGGGUGCCGGGGUCAGCAAGUGUCCAGGGAGGUUCUUUGCAGUCAAUGAACUGAAACAGUUUCUUUUCCUCAUGUUGUCCUACUUUGAUUUGGAGCUGAUGAAUCCAAAAGAGGAGACGCCGGAUGCUGACGCCAAGCGGUUGGGCUUUGGAGUGAUUCAUCCCACAAGAGAGGUUCAGUUUAGGUACAGACUCAAAGUCUGAGUCCAUGUGAGAAAUGUUUCUAUGUGCUUGUAAAGUUAAUUUAUCCAACAAUGUCAUUAAUGUGAAGAUUCAUGAACAAAACAACUUCC
Molecule: messenger RNA, 1619 nt
Organism: Notolabrus celidotus (New Zealand spotty)
Lineage: Eukaryota; Metazoa; Chordata; Actinopteri; Labriformes; Labridae
Product: 5-beta-cholestane-3-alpha,7-alpha-diol 12-alpha-hydroxylase-like
Exons: 1
Coding region: 1-1530 (509 amino acids)
Molecular function (GO): sterol 12-alpha-hydroxylase activity; heme binding; iron ion binding
Source: RefSeq, a predicted model, not a curated record